AUGGCUCCGGGAUCAAAGCUUGACUCUUGCAAACGCACCUCCUUCUCCACAUUUGCCUUUUGGGUGCUCAUCUGGCUUACCUGCUUAUUUCUGGAGAAGGUCCAGUGUACGUUCGAUCCGGACCCUGCCCAGGCAUGGCUUAUGCCGGCUAAGAUGCGAGAAUUGGAGUCCGCUCACGACCUCUUUGAUUUGGUCGACACUAGUCCAUGGCCGGAAUCUGCUACCAGUCCCCGUGGCAUCGGUCCGCGUCCGCCGCCCGGAUCGGACCCCCAUCAUGAUGAUCAUCUGGUUUCUGACACUAGUUCAUGGACGGAAUCUGCUCCCGUUAUCCAUGGUAUCAAUAUGCAUCCGCCAACUGGAUCGGGUUAUUUUGACGAUAUUCUUCAUACCGCCAAUUGGCCAAGGCCUGAAUCUCAUCCCAUUCCUCAUGGUAUUGAUCCGCGUCCACUUCCCGCAUCGGACUCCCAUCAUGAUGAAUUUUACUCGUUUGGGAAAAUAGUUGAUGACGGUCUUUUCGUUUUGGAAAAUAGUUUAUGGCCGGAGUCUGCUCCCAUUCUUUCUGAUACCAAUACACAUCUGCCAACUAAAUUGGAUGAUCUUCACAAUAUUCUUCCUCACUUCGCCAAUAGUCCAACGCCUGAAUCUCAACCCAUUCUCAGUACCACCAAUACACAUCCAUCGCCGGCUCAACGAAAGCGGGAAAACGACCUAGACGAAGCCGAAGCCACCAUGAGAAAAAAGAUGAAAGCCUCAAGUGAUACUACUGAUCUUCCAUACGAAAUCAUCAAUUCUGAGCGGCCAGUGGAAAGCGAAAUAGAAGUGGUCUAUGAAGCAAUCCGAAGUUUGGAACUAAUCAACGGGAACAAACUUAUUGGUAACGAACAGGAAGGCGAAUACAAGAUGCUUAAGAUACCGGAGGAUCAAAUCAGCACGUUCCUCGUAGACCUGGUGCACAAAAGAGGAACCACAGAUGUCUUUCAGCAAUCUCGAAUCAGCAAGCCCAGGCCAGUAGACCAAGCGACUAUAGUUUUUGCUAGAAAACAAGAAAAAAGAAGGCUGAAAGCUUUGAAAAAAGUUACUUUCAAAGACUCCGUGCCAGAAUUCCGGUCACGCUACAUUGAUUGUGUCAUGCCGGAGUUCGAAAAUUCCAUGAAGGAGGCUAGAUCUCAAGCGAUAAAAAGAAAUUUUUCCUCACGACUAUUAAAAGAGUUGGACCACAUUCUGAAUGUACUACCUCUCUACCUAUUCCAUGUAUAUUUGAUCAACACAGUCAUUCCAGUCCAAGGGAUGGGGAAAAAAGGUGUACCUGCAUUGAAAUCACAAAGGCAAGAAGCUGGGGAAAAGUUUUUCAAUCAGAGUGAACUUAUCUAA
Messenger RNA from Puccinia triticina, 1371 nucleotides. RefSeq lists its product as uncharacterized. The record is from RefSeq and is a predicted model, not a curated record. NCBI's taxonomy places the organism in Eukaryota, Fungi, Basidiomycota, Pucciniomycetes, Pucciniales, Pucciniaceae. Bases 1 to 1371 code for a protein of 456 amino acids. The transcript has 2 exons.